Molecule: messenger RNA, 957 nt
Organism: Xenopus laevis (African clawed frog)
Lineage: Eukaryota; Metazoa; Chordata; Amphibia; Anura; Pipidae
Product: olfactory receptor 6N1
Exons: 1
Coding region: 1-957 (318 amino acids)
Source: RefSeq, a predicted model, not a curated record
AUGCAUAAAAUAAUAUCAGGGAAUCAAUCCAAAGAAACCAUAUUCACAAUGCAGUGUUUUUCUGACCAGCAAGACGUUCAGAUUCCCCUCUUUGUGACCUUCCUUCUCAUCUUCCUCAUCAUUAUUAUUGGUAAUUCAACUAUUUUUGCAACAAUUACACUGAUUUCCCAGUUGCACACCCCCAUGUACAUGCUCUUGGGCAGUCUCUCAUUCCUGGAUAUCUCCUACACUUUGACUACUCUACCAAAACUAUUACUCAUGCUUUGCACUCAAGACAAGACCAUUUCAUUCACCGGCUGCGUGAUUCAGUUAUAUUUCUUUAUAGGAUUUACAUGCACUGAAUUCCUUCUCCUCUCUGUCAUGGCCUAUGACCGCUAUGUGGCAGUUUGUCAACCACUUCAUUACAGUUUACUGAUGAGCCUAAAACACUGUGUAAAGCUAAUAAUUGUAGUAUGGGCAGCUGGCUUUUUGGAUACUGCGCCUUUCGCUCUACUAAUAAAAAAUCUUACCUUUUGUUCAUCUCAUUACAUUGAGCAUUUCUUUUGUGAUUUUACUCCAGUGCUUAAAAUCACCUGCAGUGACACCUCCACCAUUGAGAUAUUGACCUAUAUUAAUGGAGUCGUCAUGGCAUUUAGUGCAUUCACACUCACUUGUGCAUCUUAUGUUGUCAUCAUCUGUACAGUAGUAAAGAUCCAGUCAUCUGAAGGACGGAAAAAGACCUUUUCUACUUGUACUUCCCACUUGACAUGUGUUACCAUCUUUUAUGGGACCAUCAUCUGUUCAUACAUCAGACCAGUUCAAUCUUACACCCCUAAGCAGGACACAUAUUUUGCCCUUCUUUAUAUUGUAUUAGUCCCAAUACUAAAUCCUUUCAUUUACACUAUGAAGAAUAAAGAAUUUAAAGAAAGUUUUGGAACAUUGAGAGCAAAAAUAGCACUCUUUCAUUUAGAGAAAUGA